Diachasma alloeum is the source of this 14736-nucleotide messenger RNA. RefSeq names its product E3 ubiquitin-protein ligase MYCBP2 (gene hiw). The transcript has 13 exons. Gene Ontology annotation, cellular component: nucleus. The record is from RefSeq and is a predicted model, not a curated record. Lineage: Eukaryota; Metazoa; Arthropoda; Insecta; Hymenoptera; Braconidae. Bases 78 to 14003 code for a protein of 4641 amino acids.
AAGAAUGAAAAAAUUGGGAAAAUGAAUUGGUAAAAAGUCCAUACGAUUCAUGAUAAUUUUCCGUGACUGACUGCAUCAUGCUGCCCGGUGAGCAGGAUAGACUUCAGACUGAACCUGAAAACUACGUGAAAAACUUCUACGAAUUGUUUAAGAGCAUCGCCGAGGCCCAGAGGUUGAAAAACGACUGGAAAAAAUGUAAAAAAGCUAGGUUAAACAAGAAAAGAGACAAGAAGAAGUUAGACAUCAGUACUGACUUGAGUUAUACGAGUCCACCAGAGAUUGAAGUGUCCAGCAAUGCCUCAGCAUUUGCUGUAUUCUCGAGUGUCAGGAGUACAGUACUUGAGAAAAAUGGGAGAAUUGCCGGUGAAACUAUUCGAGCUUCCAAUUGUAAUUCCCCACAGCCCUUGGAGCUCAGUGAUACCAUUGAAAGUGAUAGCGAUGAUGAGGACAGGAUAUCAUCGACUCAGAGUUUACCAAAGAUUGUGGGCAUUGGAUUGAGAAGUGUUUUCAUGCUUGUUAGGGAGAGUAGAAAUAUCGAGCCUGUUCUUUGUGCUAAAGCAUUGAGCGCUUUGUUGGAUGUACUGCAAGGACAACUUCCCGAGGGUCUAAAAUCCGAACCUGAGGAUGUGGUCGAUCCUUUGUUUGAUCUACUGUUGGAUCUGGCUACGUCUCAUGGGCCAGAGUCAACUGUUGCCAAUGAUGGAACACACCUGACUGCAGUUGCGUGUGCCUGUUUGCUGAGUCUCGUUGUCGUUAGGGGGGAUACCGGAAGGCUUUUGGCUGCUAUUGCUGCUCUACUUAUGUGUCCAAAAGCACUAGCUACUCAAAAUAUUCAAAUGCCAUGUGUUUUAACAGCUCUUCAAAGAAGUGUUGAGGCAGUUCUGUUGGGAAAACUCACAAGACCCGAUUGGAUAACAUGUGGUAUUCCAAAGAAUUCAAGAAUUUAUACCUUCAAACUUCGUUUACCCAGUGAAAUGAGUAAUGUUACAUUAAAUGGAAGGAGUUUUGUCAGUGAUGGAAAGUACCUGUACCUGCACACUAAUCGUGGAUUAUUGAAAAUCGGAAGUGGAUACGGUGGGACUGUCGGUGGGCAGCUCUAUGGACAUAAGCCUGAUUUUUAUCCUACGGAAAUUGGAUGGCUCGGCUAUGCCAAUAGUUCUUUGUAUUUCAAAUGUGCUCCUAGGAAGCAGUGUGAGUUGUUGGAGCUGGAUGUGGAGACUCUUGCAGUGAGGGGUAUUGCGGUUCUGGAGGGCCGUGAUUGGCCUUCGUCUGUUAUGUUUUCUGAUGGUGAACAUUUGGGAAUGAUAACUGCUGGUAAAGACGAGGGUUUCGUUGUUCGUACCAUUAAUACACUUAGUAAUCCAGUGACAGUGACUUCUGAAUUACCUUUGAAAUUAGCUAGAAAGUGUGUUGAUGUUUUUGGUUGGGCAACUUUCGAUGAGGAGCAAUCAGUGCACACGUUAAAUCCAACCUGUGAUGAUGAAAUUGUUAUGGUUACUGCGGGAAAAGAAUUUAGUCUGCUUAAAACUGCCUCAGGAAAGCUCUUGUAUACUGGCAAGGGAAAUGCCCUUGGAAUGAAGAGCAAUACAAGACCAAAUCGUUGGCUUGAUUUUCCACUGGGAAAGAGUUCGAGAGUCAUUCAUAUAGCUGCUGGUCACGAUGGACAGCAUGUUAUCCUAGUCAUUGAAGAUGGAACAGUGUUGUUUGCUGGCACAGCAAGACGUGGGGAGGAUGGAGAUAGCUCGAAAGUUCGGAGGCCAUUGAAGCCAGUAAAACCAAAGAAAAUGCUCAAGGCAGAGGGACAGUCUAUUGUUGAUGCAGCAUGCAACAAUGGAUCAACAGCUCUGGUCACUAAAGAGGGCUCUCUGCUGAUGUUUGGAAAGGAUACGUUGCACAGCGAUCCCACCACUGGCUUGGUAACGGAUCUCAAGGAAGUAUUCGUCCAGAAAGUUGCUCUUGGCAAGGCUCAUGCUGCUGUACUCACGGAUAAGGGACAUCUCUGGACUUUUGGCAUCAAUAAUAAGGGACAGUGUGGGAGGGAGUUCACUGUUACCAGAAGUGUCAAUAAAGAGGUGACUGUUGUCGCUAUGGAGACUGGAACUGGUGAGGACGAAUUAAUUGUCGCUGAGGAUGAUGGAGGUGAACAGGUUGAGGAGUGGGAGGAAGCACGAGGUAUGUGUCCACCUGGUCAACAUCAGUGGAGGCACAGGGCUUGCAUGGUCUGCACGAUUUGUCGAGAAUGCACGGGUUUCGGUAUAUCAUGCCUCAGCAGCAUUCUACCAAAUCGCAAUCCAAAAAGACCUGGACAGGAAUGCGGCUGUGGCGUAGGGGAUAGCGGCUGUGCUGAAUGCGGUUGUUGUAGAAUCUGUGCCAGAGAAAAUUGUGACAAUGGAGGGGAUAUGGCUGUUUUUGGACCAUCCGGUGCUGGAGAUAUAGGCAUGAUGAGAUUGCACAUGUUAUUUGAAGGAAAGUCUGGUUCUAAUUUGAAAGAUUAUUUGAAGAGGAGACUCGAGGAGAGAAAGCAACGUCAGAGAAUGAAAGCUGGUCCAAGUACUAUUAAAUGGUGCAUGAAGAUGAAGGGAGCUAAUAAUCAACGGACAGUUGGUCCAAGUGCAGUAGCUGGUAAAGCGAGUCCUGGAAAAGUGCCUUUAAGUAGCCUACUCGCAGAGGAUGGCGUUGGAGGGAGUGAUGUGGAGCGAGGUGAUGCAACGAGAAUUGCCAGCAUACCACCAGCUCGAGUGCCAAUUCCAAGCGACAGUCCAGUUAUUCAAGUGACGUGUGGACUUCAUCACACAGUGGUACUCCUGCAAAACGGAGAAGUCUGGAGUUUUGGCAGCAACUUGUAUGGGCAGCUUGGUGUUGGUGAUUUAGUGGCUCACGCCGGACCCGUUCAAGUCAAGAUACCAACAACUGCUACACAGGUGGUCGCGGGGAGUAAUCACACUGCUGUGCUGACCUCAAGAGGUGAAGUCUACACAUUCGGUGCUUAUCAGAAAGGACAAUUGGGGAUGAAUUGGUGGAAUGGCCAGAAUGAGGCGAAUUCAGUCGCGUCACGUCGAUCUGAGAGGUCACAGCCAUGGCAUAGUUUUCCAAAUAUUGUGCCAAAUAUCGGGGCUCGAUGGGGAAGACGUGCCACAUGGGUGGGGGCAGCUGGAGAUCAAACGUACAUUAAAGUCGAUGAGAUUAAUUCAAUCAGUCUCAACAAGAGUACAGUACUGGCGAAUAAGAGCUGUAUUCUACUUAUUCCCCAUCAGCAGGAGCAUUCAAAUACUUUCAAGUGUCUGGUGAUCAAUAAGAGGGAUGGCAGCUGCAACAGUUUCACUGGGAAUGAUCAAGUGGACUUUAAUCAGUGUGCAGCGUGUUUAGAUUCACUCUACAAUGUCAUUUGGAGUUUCAACUCUUCGACAAAUGAAUUGAGUCCACAUAAUGUGAUUUCGACGGAAGCCAGGAGUAUUCCGAGUCUUGAUGCCUUGAUUUUAAGCCCAGGACUCUCUCUCCCGGUGAUUCCUUUCUGUUUUGUCACACGAACGCAGGCAGCUAUGCACCUCCUGGGGUGUCUCGACACUCUGACACAGGCUCAGGACGAGAGGCUAAUGGUUGUCGAGGAGAAUGAAACUAAUCAAUCGAAUCAGGAUAAAGUGUACAGUCGAGAGGAUUAUGUGACAGUGUCCAGGUUUGAGAAUCAUGGGGGUGGAUGGGGUUACUCGGGGCAUUCCAUCGAAGCCAUUAGGUUCAUGGCUGAUACUGAUAUUUUGCUCGGUGGUUAUGGACUUUUCGGUGGUCGUGGAGAAUACACAGCCAAGAUUAGGCUCUUUGAUAUUGGAAUUGAUGGUGGGGAUCAAGAGAAUGAUGGCGAAUUGCUGGCUGAGACUGAAGAGAUUCCUUACGAGUGUGAGCCACGUCAAAAGUACUCUAUAUUAUUUGAAGAACCUGUUCAACUUCAAGCCAAUCGGUGGUACGUUGCUUGGGCUAGAGUGAGUGGACCCUCCAGUGAUUGUGGAUCCGGUGGACAGGCGAUGGUCACUGCUGAGGAUCAAGUAAUGUUUUAUUUCAAAUCAUCGAAGAAAUCGAAUAAUGGAACUGAUGUGAAUGCUGGACAAAUUCCACAGUUGCUUUAUCGUGUUAUUACACCUGAAAAUCAAUCGCCUAAUCGACCAAGGGACCAAACAGAACCUGUCUAUAUUCUCAGGAGGGAGUUCAGUAGAAUGGUAACAAAGGAUUGCUUCCAGUCGCUCAUUUCUCUUCUUCAAUGGAGCUGGAAUACUUUGAAGGCUAGUCUCUCUGAUACAGUACACCGAGUGACGAGUCAUCACUCAGUUUUGGAGAUGGAUCAUCUCGUUUAUAUCAGCGAGGCGAGUUUGAGACUGUUGAGAACAUAUACCAAUGAAAUUUAUCCGAUUCAACCGCUGAAGAAAACCCCACCGGAGUCUGUUAGAUUGGCCGAGUGCAUCGGGGAAGUUCGAGCACUUCUUCGUCAAAUUUUGUCAGAUCCAGUUCCCACCAACUUCAAGUCUUCUAAAGGAAAAACGAGGAAGACUGAUAAUACUGGGAAUAAAAUGAUAGGAUUGAUUCUUGACGAGUGCCACAAGACAUUUGUCGCCUGCUAUCAUGCAUUUUAUCCGACUGCCUACCUCAAGUGGACAUCACUCUGUGAACUUUUGUCUGAAAUCGAUAAAGAUCAGGGGACGACUAGCAAAGAUCGUCUUCUCUCAGCUGUUUUGGCAUCUCUGUGUAAUUCCAUGGUACGGUUGAGGUCGACCUUUCCGAUCCUGAAUAAUGUCAUGGACAGCAGUGAUGGCAUCAAGAGGCAAUUGAGCCCAUCAGACAAUGCCGGUUUACCAAUGAUGAAUUCCACUGAAACCCAUCAUUAUCCCAUUCUAGUCGAGCAAAUGAGCUAUAAGUCACAGGUAGAAUCAACCGGCCGUGAGAUCUUCAAUUGGUCAUUUCGUGAAGUUCUCGAUCGACUGUUAGAUUUAAUUCUUAUACCAGUUAAGAAGUCACUGUUUCGUGAGAAAUGUAAUUCUCUGCCAAAUUUGGGAUUACAUUGUUGUUAUCUAUUGGCCCGUGUCAUUGCUGAAUUGGCGGCGCAAUCUAGUGGAAAUGAGGACGAAAUACAAGCAGCUUGUGGUAGAUUUAUGUACACAACACCUUCGAGAUUCACUAGAACUAAUCAAACGAGAACUUGGAAUACGGGAAAUGGAUCACCGGAUGCCAUUUGUUUCUCCGUCGACAAGCCCGGAAUUGUGGUUGCGGGAAUUGGUAUUUAUGGGGGUGUUGGGGUUUAUAAUUAUGAACUCGAAUUGUUGGAUGAUUUAAACAACACUGGGAAUGAGCCUUCCCACACGCAGAGAUGGAGUAGUUUGGAUUUUACUCGAGGCUCGUUUGGACCUGACGACUGUAUUAAUGAUAUUGUCGAAUUGAAAUUUAGCAAGCCAGUGCCGAUCAAGGAGAAUGUCAAGUAUGCUAUUAGAUUGAGAAAUCAUGGUGGACGUACUAGUAAUGGUGAUGGCGGUCUCAGCAUUGUGCGAGGACCAGAUGGGACCAAUUUUACAUUUUCAGUUUGCUCCCUGAGCUUCAAUGGUACGACUCAAGCCAGGGGUCAAAUUCCUCACAUACUGUAUUAUGCAAAUCCCCAAGAUUCUGAGAGCCCCCAGACGAGCAAAGCUAUUGGAGAAAUGCAAGCGAGAAAAUGUACAUUGGCCAUGACCACAACAAUUAUUCAUCGUGCCAAUGAAAUUUUGUCCCUAGCGAGAGAUCGUGCUGAGGAUUUGGUUACAGCUGAAGUUCUUGGUAAUGCAACAUUCGUCACAACACUUCUACCAUUAGUUAUGGCACACAUCAGUCCACUUGCAACGUCAGAUCCACGAAGUGGCGUUCAGGUUUUAACAUUAAUUCAAGAGAUGCUACCACACGUGGCUGGGCUCAAUUUACUAAAUGCCAUGGGCGUCUCGCAAGUCUCACAGGACAGCGAGGGACCCAGCCAUAACUCCAUUCCCGCAACUACUAGCCAUCAUUAUACAUGGAUCGAGAGUGACCAUCCCUACAAGCCUGCUAGUGUUUCGUGCUAUAAAGUUGCAUUUCCCAAUAGUGUUAAAUGGAUAACUCUUGAAUUUACAUCAGAGUGUGGUACGUGUCAGCCCGAGGACUAUCUACAACUGUACAUUCCUAAUAUUACGGGGGAUAAGGAAGACAGUUUCAAUAUACCAGUUUUACAUAAAAUGAGUAAUAUUCCGAGUCAGUGGCCUCAGAGUGCUGUAGUACUUCCAGGAAAUGAAGUGAUUUUCUCACUGGAAACUGCAUCGGAUUAUAUGAAAGAUGAUAUGUCGGUCACCUAUGGAUUCAAAUGUCUGGUUGUUGGAUACGACUGGCUCUCCUCCGGCAAUGGCCUGAAAAACUUGGAAAUUGAGCUUGCAUUUCUUGGUGGUGCAUGUGCGGCCAGUCUCAUGAAAAAAAAUCUCACGUUACCCACUGUUUCCAUUGAAGAGAUCGAGGAGAACUUGAAAAUAGCUCAGGACACAGCAAAGAGAAUAUUUUCAAUGCAUUCAUCACUCCUGGGGCGAGGAUUUGCACUCUCAUCGCCUCUGUCAAUCUCCCAAGCUCUCGACGGAGUUCUGCCGUUUAGUUGCCACUCGAAUGAAAGACUUUUCCUGAGGGAUUUUGUAUCUUGCUCGACGGGUACAAGUGGCAGUCGACUUGCGAGAUGGUUGCAACCAGACAGUUACGUUGAUCCUGCUAAAUGUGAAGCACUCUACGCACGAGAGGAUAUGAAAUGUGGUUGGCCUGCCAUCAUCACUGUUCUCACGCGAGAUCAGUACGGCGAGAUUGUUCACGUUUCAGGUUUGAAGAUUGAAGUAAAGGCAGUGCCGACUGAUAAGAAUGACAUAUCAGAGGCAGAUCAGGGCCGUAAAAUUCGCCGAGUAUCUCAACCAGAUCCGAUGACCUUCGGUGGACACCCUCAGCCCAGCCUGGAUGUACCGUACGAAGUAACAGUAAACAACAAAAUGUGUUUCUAUGCAAUAACAAUAAUGAAAGCCUAUCAGAAUUAUUCCUUCGAGGAACUGCGAUUCACAUCACCAGCGGUGAAACGAUCUAGUGAGAGUAUGCUGGUGAGGCCCAAUGGAGACGGUAGUUACAGUGCAACAUGGACACCAGCCUCUGUCGGUUGGUACUCUCUGAUGAUCACCAUCGAUGGAUACAAUGUGGAGGAUAAUUACAAAGUGGAGGUUAAGGAACCGCCCCAGGGGAUGCACCCACCGACUCAGAACAUCGUUAAGAAACCCCAGCAUCAGCCCAAUCGCCUCAGGAAGUUUGUUGGAAAGAACAGUGCAGGUCUGCGUAUUAGAGCUCAUCCUUCUUUACAGAGUGAACAAAUUGGUAUUGUUCCGAUCAACGGCACUAUUACUUUCGUCGAAGAGAUUCACAAUGACGACGGAGUCUGGUUGAGAUUGAAUUCUUCGACGAUUAAAGAAUAUUGUAACAGCAGUGACACUGAGGCCUGGUGUCUCGGAUACAACCAGCACUUAGGAAAAGCUCUAUUAUUUCCUGUGGAAGAGCCGAAAUCAAUUUUAGAUCAUGUAAUUAAAGAAUCAGUCCUGCGAAAACGACCGGAAAUGAGUGAAGACAAGAGGAAAACAGGCUUGGGGGAUCAUUUGACAGAGGGAAAACGCACGAUGGUUGUUAUAACGUCUGGUGCAUCUGGACAUAACAUCAGAAGUCGACCGAGUUUGAAGGCGCCGCCCGUUGGAAUGCUGACUCUCGGAGAUUCUGUUACUGUUCAAGAAUACUGGAUGAACGGGGAUGGCACAUGGGUCAGGAUAGAUGACGAAUCUGCCUCGAAAUAUUGUUUUAAUGAGGGGGAAGCUUGGUCCUUAGCUGUCAACAAGCAUGGGGUGGCUCAUAUGAAAGUCGAGCAGGAUUCUGAUCUCGAUGCGACGGAAAUACGAAUGCCACCUGUUGCAGCGAAGGAAACUAUGGGCUCGCCGAUUACCAAGGGCUUUGAUUUCUCCACUCCAUCCGGGAGUAAUGAAGGGUUCAACUUUACUUGCCAAAAUUUUGGGUCUGGAACUGGGGGGCAAGAGACAAAUCCAUUUGUUUUUGGAUCGUCGAGCCUUCAGGGGUCACCGGCCAGCGACAAAUGCGGAGCUGAGAAGAACGAAGUGUCUUCAAAAUUUAUAAAGGCCCAUUACAAAGAGAAAAAUGUCAAGGAGAGAGACCGAGACGGGGGUAGUAAAUUCAGUGUUUUACAAAAAUGGUUGAGGGGAGAUGAUAAAGAGAAAAAAAAUUCCCCUGGCAGGGAUUUUUCGGAAUUUGUUGGGGUCUCAGUAAAAGAGUUGGUGAAAGCAAUGGGUGAGAGUAGAGCGAAUGGAAACGGUGCAACACCACCGGAGACACCGCGCAAGACCUCGAGGAGUUCUUCACCAAAAAAUCCCCAAGGUGGAUCUCCCAGGUUCCUGAGCAGAUCGUCCAGUCCAGUUCCUAUACCUGCUGGUUCCACACGUCAGCCUACUGGUUCCGUCAAUUGCCUCUUUCCUCCCGCUACUAAUGUUCCAGUAUCAGGUAUGGUGGACAGCGUGACGUCCCCCCGUCGUGGCUCAACUCAAAGUGACACAAGUGCCUUAGUAAGUAGUCUCACGAGAGAUCCAUCGCAGUCACCCAGUGGUAUCAGCAGUACAGCGAAUACUCGUGACUUGUCGCCUAGUCCUAGUUGCAGUUCUCUGCACAUGCGAUCCGAGGGCAGCAUCGCCAGUCCCCCAGAUACACCCAAGAAAGAGCGAUCAGAUGCCCAAGAAAAUAGAAAGAUGUCUCAGGCCCAGACUCAAACGAGUCCGGAUUCUCCAGCAACUGCCAUGAAGGGUCACUUCAGCAUAGGAACAUCAGGCACGAAGGACGAACGUCAUUCUCCAAAAGUAACCCGAAGAGAUCAUGCCAAAGGAGUGAAAAUCCGUGCGAAACGUGCCAUUUCCCCAGUUAAUAAUACUCAAUCCCCGAAUCCAUCGCGAUCAUUGCCUCUGAACAGAGAAAAAGUGAAAGAAGCUAUCAGUCCUUCAGUUGCUGAAUGUCUGCGUGCUGUGUUUGCUGCGUUCCUGUGGCACGAGGGAAUAGUUCACGAUGCUAUGGCCUGUGCCAGUUUUCUUAAAUUUCACCCAACGCUUCCUAAAAAUGGUGCUCUGGUGGUGACACGACAGCCUGUCAUUCAAGCCAACGAUAAAAAAGAACAACUGACUAAAGAGCAACGAGCGCGUCAAAGGCACUCGGUCGAGGUGACAAAUGCUGGAAGCUAUCUGCACAUUCAACCGAGCACUCUGGAGACGUUGACGAGAUCCGCAGCAGGUGCCAAUGCCAAUCGCAACAGGAAAAAACAAGAUUCAUCGAUAAAAGAGAAAAUAUCGGAUAAACUGAUUGCAUUACCCGAGUGUCACACAGUGGCUAUUUUACCGCCUGCAUUGAAGAGUCUAGUUUUUCUGUGGGAAGAACUCAGUAGUAAUUGCCUUCAAGCUAUUGAACAGCAGACGGUUCUGCCCAGUCCCAUAUCUCAAUUAAUUAAAACUCCCAAACGAAAUUGUGAAAAAACUGGUAAGGAUGACAAAUCCAAGGAGAAGGAUAAAAAAUUAAACAGAAAGAAAAAAGAUUGGGGCAAAUUUAUUGGAAAAUUCAGCCCUGCUGAGGGCACGGGAGAAUUGGAAACAACGUGUGAAUUGUGUGGACUAAUGUUUCCUCAUCCAGUUACCUACCACAUGAAAACGAUGCAUCCAGGAUGUGGUUGGCAUUCUGGAGGAAUGGGGUACAACAAUGUCGGUAACUACUGUUCAGGCUGGGCAGGUAAUUGCGGAGAUAGUGAUUUCGGUGGGACUUGUUGGUAUCUGAUUUGUGAUUCGUGUCGUGAUAAUUAUUUGAAAGCACGUAAGAAUAAAGGGGGUAAGAGGUUGAUUGGGAGUGUUUCGAGGAGAAAAGGAAAGAGCCUCUUGUCACCAAUGGCAAGUCCGAGUGGCAAUGAGAGCCACAUAAUAAUGAAAAAUAAUGCCAUGUUUUUGUUGGAUCUAUCAAGUGCCUCGGGGGUGAAUAUUCCGAAGCAACAGAGGAGACCAUCCCAGACUUUAUCGUCUGUUGCAGAGAAUUAUAGUCCUCCUGAAGCCGGGCCGUUCCCUCCAACUGGUCCGUUUCAGUGCCUCCAAGCUUUGGGAUUUCAUCAUUCUCAGAGCCACGAUGAUGAUAAAUUCAUCUACGAAGAGACAUUGAGGCGUCAUAAUGGGCAAGCAAAUAUUUAUGAGAGUUCUAACAAUGGUUUAGUCACAGGGAGGCCUCUAUCCGAAUGCCCAAUGAGUGACAGUGACUCUGAAGGUGGCAAAACUCGUGGGGUUUUUCAUCGAUCAGUAUCAAUGUCCACUGGUGCCCCUUGGUCAAGGAACAGCAAUGAUGGAAGAGUCGUAAUGAUGAGGAAGCGUAACAACAGCAGCAGUGAAAUGAAUAACGAAGCAGGAUCCUCCUUGCUGUGUUAUCCAUCAGCAGCGCUCCAGAAACUAGUCCCAUCGAUGGAUCAAUCGGCAAUAGUAUCGAGUCAGAAUGAGGUUCCAACGACUGAUAGACUGGAGAUUCUCAUGAGGCCUGUAAUGCUGUUUGUCCUCCAACAGCACAAUCUCCAACACGUUCAAUUAGCUAUGAAGCAGGCAUUGAGGAGAGCUGCAUGCAGAGUCUACGCCAUGCAGGCUUUCAAUUGGCUCUUGCGAAGUGUCACUCAACCCAUCUGUUUGCACGAUCUUCUGUGGUGGUUUGUGGCAUCUCUAACACCUGCCCAGGAAACUCCAGACAGCGAUGAUGAGAAUAAAACCGAGACUGAGAAGAAGGAUGAUCAAGAUAUGUCUGGAAUCUGCGAACACCCCCUGAGUGAUUUAGUAAUCGCUGGAGAGGCUGGCAAUCCACUACGAAUGGCAUUUCACACUCUUCUCCAGACAAUCGCUGAUCUCAUGCUCUUGCCAUCCCCUGGAUCUUCACUCCAACAAGCUGCUGUUCGAUGCUGGGGCAUCAAAUUCACCCCAGCAGAUCAUGUGUUUCUCCAUCGAAGUCAUGUCUUCAGUAACAUUAGUAAGAUUUUGUCACGAUGUGAAGGAGAGGAGGACAUGACAAUGAGCAUGCACGAGAGCCAUCAGUCCACUUAUUCUCAACAAAUUACAUCAAUUGUCGAGGCGCUCAAAGACUUGACUGGAGGGGUGGAGAUAAAAGCAUCGAGUCGUCAAGCGAUGAUUGGACAUCUCACUGAUAAUUCCACCGAGACAUUCUGGGAAUCUGGAGAUGAAGACAGAAAUAAAACCAAGACUAUUAGUAUAAUUUGUUCAGCCCAUACAUUUCCAAGAAUUAUUUACAUUCAUAUUGAUAAUUGCCGUGAUUUAACGCACAAAGUCUCCAGCGUUACCUUUCAAUCUGGUCUCAAUCUCGAUGAAAUGGUGAAAUUACGAUCUGUAGAGAUUGAGAGUAGAUCAGCAGGAUGGAUCAAUUGUCCCAUAAGUAAUACGAGGCAUAACAUCAUUGGGCUAGAGUUGAAAGGUCCCGAUAAUUCCUUGAGAAUCAGGCAAAUUCGAGUUCUUGGAGAAAUUGACGGUGAAUCGUUGAGACUUGGAAGACAAUUGAGCUCGAGUACAAUUCAACAACGAAAUUGCGAAGCUGAGACCCUCAAAGUUUUUCGACUCAUCACCUCUCAAGUCUUUGGUAAAUUGAUCCAAGGUGAUCAUCAGCAACAGCAGCAGCAGCAGCAACAGCCACAAAUGGAACAAGCUGAAACGAGUAAUGAUGAAUUAGAGGACAGCCACGAUCUCCGAGAGCAUAUGGUUGGCAUAUUAUUCAGUCGAAGUAAAUUAACACAUCUCCAGAAACAAGUCUGUGCUCACAUUGUUCAGGCCAUUCGAAAAGAAACAACACGACUUCGCGAGGAGUGGGAGCAUCUUUUAUGCUCACCAACUCCCAUCAAUAGUCUUUUGAGUGACUCGAGUGAUACCCAAAAACCAUCGGACACGUACUGUUUCGAGAUGUUAUCGAUGGUUCUUGCUUUGAGUGGAAGUUCUGUGGGACGAAAUUACCUGUCUUACCAAUGGGGACUCUUGAGAGAUCUCUUUAGCCUUCUCCACACUGGUUCGGCCAGAGUUCAGAGACAAGUUACUUCAGUGUUACGAAGGAUUCUACCGGAAAUAAAACCCUACUCGUUAGCGGGUGUUUUAGGUAUGGAUAGGAUGCCACCCAAUGACAUUUCAGUAGUAAAUAACAGUGAGUACAGUGAAUUUGAGGGUUUCGAUGAGCAUUCCCUGAGAAUUUUAGACGUCUUCUUGAGUUGUAUUGCCAAGGCAUUGACAGUUCAAGUGAAAGUUAAGGGUAAGGAGAAUGGAAAAGCCCUGCAAACUAUAACUCUAGCAACGAGUAUUCAUCCAAAAAGUUUCUUAGGUUCAAGGUGGUGGUUACGAGGCUUCAUGACACGAAAACUCGCUGAAGUUAUAAUCCAAUUAUUGAAGGAUAUGGCCGCUGGAAAGUUGUCAGACGCAUGGGCCUCAGUAACCAAAGCUGCCAUUGCCGAAAAUAUCUUGAACUUGACAAAACUCGACGAGAAAAUUCGAGAGCCCACAGAGUGCCUCAAAUCUCCAACAAUGUGGCUUGCCCUUUCAUCAUUGUGUGUUCUCGAUUCUGAUCAUGUGGAGAGGCUCUCCUCGGGCCAGUGGAACACAAUGGAUGGCCAGCCACCUCCACCGAGACCAACUUGUAGCAAUCAUGAUGAUGGUGAGACGACUGCAAUCAUCCAGUGCAACGUCUGUGGAAAUCUCUGCGGCGAUUGUGAUCGAGUGUUGCAUCUCCAUAGACGAACGAGAAUGCACAUUCGUCAGGUUUGCAAGGAAGAAGAGGAGGCCAUAAGGGUCGAUCUCCACGAGGGAUGUGGAAGGACAAAGCUCUUUUGGAUCCUUGCACUGGCAGAUAGCCGUACUUUAAAGGCCCUCGUUGAAUUCAGAGAUGGAACUCCCAGAAAGAGCGUAGGGGCCAGCUCGGGUGUAUGUCGAUUCUGCGGUACAACAGGAAAUACUGGACUACUGGCCAUCGGCAAUAUCUGCUCUGAUCAUGAUUGCCAAGAGCAUGCUAAGAACGCCUGCAGUAGAAUUCACCCGUGCGGCCACAUUUGUGGAGGUGUUAGAAAUGAGAAGACUUGUCUACCCUGUCUCCAUCGGUGCCAAUCCAUCGGCACUGGUGACAGCCAGUUGAAACAAGAUGCUGACGAUAUGUGCAUGAUUUGUUUCACUGAGGCACUCUCCUGUGCUCCUGCUAUUCAACUCCAGUGUGGCCAUGUUUUCCAUCUUCAUUGCUGUCGAAACGUCUUGAUGAAGAGAUGGGUGGGACCAAGAAUCACCUUUGGUUUCUCAUUGUGCCCCAUAUGCAAAAUUUCCAUGGAGCAUCCAACUUUAACCGAACAUUUGACUAGUAUAAAAGAACUUUACACAGACGUCCGAAGAAAAGCACUCAUGCGACUGGAGUACGAGGGCUUGCACAAGGCAGACGCUGUGACAGCUCCAGGCGGUCGUUAUCAUCAGAAUCCAGCGGCGUAUGCCAUGGACCGUUAUGCUUAUUACGUAUGUUACAAGUGCCAGAAGGCGUACUAUGGAGGUGAAGCAAGGUGUGAUGCCCAGCUCGGUGGUGAGUCUUUUGACCCCACCGAGCUGGUUUGUGGUGGCUGCAGUGACGUGGCAAGGGCUCAGAUGUGUCCUAAGCAUGGGGCGGACUUCCUCGAGUACAAAUGUCGAUAUUGCUGCUCGACAGCUGUCUUCUUCUGCUUCGGGACAACUCACUUCUGUAACCCCUGCCACGACGACUUUCAACGUGUCACCAAUAUUCCAAAGAGCGAACUCCCAUCCUGUCCUGCCGGCCCUAAAGCAAAACAACUGGAAGGUGACGAGUGUCCAUUGCACGUUAAACAUCCGCCCACUGGGGAAGAAUUCGCCCUCGGUUGCGGCAUUUGUCGCAACGCCCACACCUUCUAAAUCUUCCUCAUGUCUCAUUUUGAAAAGGAAAAGACUAUUGAAUGAGGCUAAAUCUAGCUUAUUAUUAAAAUGUAAACGUAAUUACCGCUGUGGAAUUGACAUUGAAUUCAUUCAUCAUAUGUCGAUGAUAUCGUAAUAAUAUUUUGUGGUCUGAGAGAGUCAUCAGUUUUUCUUUUCGUUUCUAUUGUGAGUAAUUACACGGAAUCGUUUGAAAAUGUAUAAGCGUUGGACAAUUGAUCGUUUUCAAAUUGGAAAACAGAUUAUGAAAAUAUUUAGGAGUUACAAAUUUUAAUUCUAAGAGUGAUCAAGGGCAAUUGAACUGAGGAACAUUUUUGUGUAUUCUACGAAAGAACAUGCAAAACAAAUCAUAGAGAGAGAGAGAGGGAGAGGGUGAGAGUGAGUGUGAGUGAGUGAAUGAGUGAGUAAGUAAGUGAGUCAUGUGUGUUCAUUCUGUGAGAUUAGAUUUCGAUAUACGAAUUACGAGGAAAAAAAGUGAAAUGUAUAAUUUUGAUUUAGAAACGAAUAUCAAAUAUCACUCAAUGUAUUUUCAAUUCCAAUCAAUUUUCAUUUUUAUUUUAUACUUUUCCAUAUAAACUUGCAUGCGCUAUUGAGGCGCAUCGCUCAACUAUUUAUUUAUUAUUGAAUGAAAUAGAAUAAAAGGAAACCGUAAAUUAAGAACUUUGCGUUGAUUCGCAUGAAAUGUAUUUAUUGCAGUCGCAUUAUUUGUAAUGAA